This is a messenger RNA of Onychostoma macrolepis, 2621 nucleotides long. Its product is annotated as gap junction beta-3 protein-like. The coding region runs from base 696 to 1469 and encodes 257 amino acids. Gene Ontology annotation, biological process: cell communication. The transcript is spliced from 6 exons. The record is from RefSeq and is a predicted model, not a curated record. Gene Ontology annotation, cellular component: connexin complex. Lineage: Eukaryota; Metazoa; Chordata; Actinopteri; Cypriniformes; Cyprinidae.
CGAGAUUUCAUUCAGCAUUUCCUAUCCCCCACGCGGCACGCACUACAUCGCGCCGACGCCAUUACUGCUCACUGACUGCUUUACUGUAAUUUUCGGGAGAAGACGUUUGGUGUCAGUGUAACCAAGAAAGUAAAGGACGGUCUUGGAUGUUGAUGCAGUGGAGCAGAAAUUGGCAGACCCCACCUUCCAGAAACAAGUGGUGUGUUCUAACAUAACCAUUUAGUUGCUGUGGUGUCAGAAAUUGGAGGCAGUACUGUGGAUGAAGCAACGAGAACAAUGAGGGCCUUCCUUUUGUAUCACCCCUUAUCAAGAGAGUUCAAUUUUGUUGGCAGGCAUGGAAAGUGAGAGUUUCGGGGGCUCAAACUGCUUGAGGUUGUAUAAGGAAGCUUGAAAAAAAUUCUCUUAACCAAAUUACCAGAAAAGAGGCAGAAAACUCAGCGUCAAAGUGGCUAAUCGGUGACAGGAGGAAACCGUUCUGUGAGGUCACGUAGUAGAGAGCAAGAUAGGUGAGUCUAGUCAUAGAUGUGACCUGGCACAGCCUUCCAGCAAAAUCAAGUCUGUCUAGAUUGUCAAACGAAGGGAGAGCUUUUUCUUGUGAGUCCAGUGAAGUGCAAACAACUCAUAUUGUAUCUCUCUGAAACCUAAAAAGGAUUAACAUCCUGGUAUGAGUAAGACGUCUGUUUGUGGUGGCAGACAUGAACUGGUUGUCCCUACAGGUCCUGCUUGGCGGGGUAAGCCAAUACUCCACAAUCUUUGGACGUGUCUGGCUAUCUGUGGUGUUUGUCUUCCGUAUCCUGGUGUUUGUGGUGGCUGUUCAGCAGGUGUGGAAUGAUGAACAGAAAGACUUCAUCUGCAACACCGCCCAGCCGGGUUGUACUAACGUUUGCUAUGACAAUUUUUUCCCCAUCUCCCACAUCCGUCUAUGGGCUCUCCAGAUCAUUUUUGUCACUUGCCCGUCUCUCAUGGUGGUCGCUCACGUCAAGUAUCGUGAAAUGAAGGAUCAAAAGUACACCAAUGUCCACAAGGGUGAACACCUGUACGCCAACCCAGGAAAGAAGCGUGGAGGGCUGUGGUACACCUACAUACUCAGCCUGGUGUUCAAAGCCGGCUUUGAUGCAGCCUUCCUCUAUAUUUUGUACAUAAUUUAUCAAUUCGACAUGCCAAAUGUCACAAAAUGUUCUGUGGAACCUUGUCCAAAUACAGUUGACUGCUACAUCUCCCGUCCCACAGAAAAAAAAAUCUUCACCCUCUUUAUGGUGGUCACCUCUUCGGUGUGCAUCUUCAUGUGUAUCUGUGAGAUUUUCUAUCUGCUUACCAAAAAAGUUCGCAAGUACCUGCUCAGACACCAAGAACGGAAUACUGUCACAAAUUACAUAAGGGUGGAUCCUACAGCCUCAUCAAACCAGAAUCUCAGCAACUCUGAAAAGGCAAAGGCCACCGCCGGGGAGAAGGAUUCAGAACCGGCAUAAAUAUAGUCUGAACUGACUGUGACACAAUCAAGCACAAUAAACACCAAUAAGACACACUGGAUCUUGGUUAUAAUAUAGAUAAUCCAGUCAUGCCAUUUUUUUCUUGUAGGUAAUCACUUAAACGGAAAGUGGAAGGUCGUUAGGGUGGUACUCUUGAGUCUCAUUCAGUAAAGAGCACACUGCCCCCUAGUGUACAGAAAACAAAACCCUUUCAGAAAACAACAUGGUGGGGAGGAGACUGUAGUUAGCAUCCUACCCCUGACCUAAUAUAAUAAAUGAAUAAGUGUCCACAGUCAUUAAAGUCUGAGCUCAUCCACAAAACACUGGUUAACAGUACACUAAGAGAGACCCUUGAAAGCUGGAUUGCACUAAAUUUGGAUAGUCUUUGCAAAUCAAUACUUUUAUGAUUUGCUCAAAAACUUCAUGUACAUGCACUGUGUAGUAAUAUUGUUUACAGAAAUCAUGUUUUCAAAUAUCCCACUGCAAGUGUGCCCUAUAUUUUCCUGUAUAUUGUAUUUGUCCUUGUUUAUUUUGCACAUAUGUAUUUCAAAGUAAAGCACUAAUAUGUAAUUCUAAAUAAAGCAUAAAUAAGUACUCCAUAUCUGAACAUAAACAUAUAUUUCUAUUUCUAAAUAUUCACUAUUACAUUUCAUGGAAUAUGGCAAAACGUACAUUUAUUAAACAUAUAUACUUAUGUAAAUUGACCAAUUUUGCAGAGUCAGUUAGAAAUACCAAGGGUUCACACAAAACAAGGGGAGUCUGCUUUUAGCUAUUAUGCCGCCCGCAGUUGGAACCAGCUUCCAGAAGAGAUCAGAUGUGCUAAAACAGUAGCCACAUUUAAAUCCAGACUUUAAAUCUGUUUAGCUGUGCAUUUGUUAAAUUAGCACUGUGCUACAUCGGAACUGAUUGCACUAUGUAUAAUCAUUUUCUAUUCUUAACUGUUUUAAAUUAUUUUUAAAUCAGUUUUGAUAUAAUUUUGUUUUAUUUUUUUAAUUCCUUGUUUUUAUUGUUGUGAUUAUUAUUAUUAUUAUUGACUAUUUCACUUCCUUUUAUGUAAAGCACUUUGAAUUACCACUGUGUAUGAAAUGUACUAUAUAAAUAAACUUGCCUUGCCUAAGAGUUGUAGAUGUGUACACCCUGAAUAAAUUCAAA